CGCAGAGAAGAAAGGGGAGAGAUCCAGGGGAUCACUCACAACCAAGCAUAUGCUAAUGUUAAGCCAUGAAGCAAGCUCUCUGCAUAGAGCUCCAGCAGUUUAUCCCUUGAAGGUACAGCGAGUGCGAGCUGGGUCGAGAGAGAAGUUUCACAAACAUUCCUUCAGGUUUGCAGGUGCGAUUUCAAGUGUUUGAUUUUCUCUAUCUUUGAUUUUCCAUCUUUGGAACCCUUGUUUGAAUUUUAGGGGGAUUGCCAUGGAUCCUUUCCUUCGGGAAUUUGGUACUUGGAAAAUCACUGCUGCUGAACAAUGUGGUGGUCGGGAUGGUGGUGGACUCCUGUGUUAUCGACGGUGGCAGCUGUGCUGCUUCCGUUAAUCGUCUCCUCUAGGUUUAUGUUCCUUGAGAGGAGGGAAUCUGGAAGUGGGAGCUCAAAUGUCUCUUUACAAUCUGCGUCAACCACACCAGUCAAAGCUUCCCGUUCUGGGCUUAGUCCCGAAUUUGCCUCACUGCCUCUUCCCGCUGGAGUGUACGAGGUGUUCGUGAGCUGUACAAGUCCUGAAAUGCAGAACCAUUUCGGCGAUUUCCUCUACAACUACCUGGCUCGUUCGAAAAUUCGGACGUUUGGAAACGAGGAGCAGCUUCCCAAAGGCCAGAACCAAGAAUCUAGAUUUAGGGGGUCAGGUCUCGGGUUUGGGGUUGGGUCAAUUAUUGGAUUGGUUCGCGGGUUGGGCAAGUAGGGCUGACAUGGCGGGUAAAUAUGACGUGGCGAGUCAUCGUUUUUUUAGUGUUAAAAUACGAUGACUGUGAUUUUCUAUUAGCCACGUCAUCACUUAACGGUGGUCAUUAACGGAGUCUAACGGAGGUUAACGGAGAGUGAGCGAACUUGGAAUGUUCAACUAAUUUAAGUGACUAUAAAUAGAAUAAAUCAAU
Molecule: messenger RNA, 928 nt
Organism: Linum trigynum
Lineage: Eukaryota; Viridiplantae; Streptophyta; Magnoliopsida; Malpighiales; Linaceae
Source: the annotation of a GenBank genome assembly